This is a messenger RNA of Metarhizium brunneum ARSEF 3297, 411 nucleotides long. RefSeq names its product Highly reducing polyketide synthase cla2 (gene cla2). Lineage: Eukaryota; Fungi; Ascomycota; Sordariomycetes; Hypocreales; Clavicipitaceae. The record is from RefSeq and is a predicted model, not a curated record. Gene Ontology annotation, molecular function: oxidoreductase activity, acting on NAD(P)H; NADPH binding.
AUGACGGCACCGUCGACGUUCAAAACAUUGGCCAAGGGCAAGGUUGCUACCCGGAUUCCCAAUGAUGUGAGCUUUUCUCACGCGGCCGCAAUACCGGCGCAGUUCGUUGCCGCAUGGCAAGUGAUACACCGCCUGGCUCGACUCGAUGAAGGCGAGACGAUUCUAAUUCAUACGGCAGGCAAUGGCACAGUACAGGCUGCGAUUCAACUUGUCAAGUCACUCGGCGCCAUUGUGUACGCAACCGUGGGAUUGGCUGAGAAGAAACAACUUAUCAUUGACGUAUCUCGGGUUCCAGAAGAACACAUUUUAUAUAGUCGGUACGCGAGCUUCGCCAAGGCCAAGCCGCGAAUGGACGAGGCGUUGAUGUGGUUGUCAACACGUUGGCAGGCGACGAGUUGCUCGCCUCUUUAG